Aspergillus pseudotamarii is the source of this 462-nucleotide messenger RNA. Its product is annotated as putative arsenate reductase (Arc2). Gene Ontology annotation, molecular function: protein tyrosine phosphatase activity. Lineage: Eukaryota; Fungi; Ascomycota; Eurotiomycetes; Eurotiales; Aspergillaceae. The coding region runs from base 1 to 462 and encodes 153 amino acids. Gene Ontology annotation, cellular component: cytoplasm; nucleus. The transcript has 3 exons. The record is from RefSeq and is a predicted model, not a curated record.
AUGUCUACAGUUGAAGCUCCAUGGCAUGCAGCCUAUCCUGCCCCAAGGGGCGCUGCAGCCACACUACCCCGCCAAGAGUUUUUACAAUGGUUCAAGGAGGGUAAACAACCCGGCAAGGACUUUGUUCUCGUAGACCUGCGACGUACAGAUUACGAGGGAGGCACCAUCCGGGGAUCCUUAAACCUCCCAGCCCAGAGUCUAUAUCCAGCCAUUCCUACCCUUUACAAGCUCCUAGCGGCGAGUAAAGUGAAGAGUGUUAUUUGGUAUUGUGGGUCAUCCAGAGGCCGUGGAACGCGGGCUGGCGGUUGGUUCGCGGAUUAUCUUCAGGACCAAGGGGAGACGAACCUGAAGAGCUUAGUAUUGGAAGGUGGUAUUAAAGGCUGGGUCGCUGCAGGGCCGGAAUAUACGGAGCUUAUGGACGAAUAUGAUGCGUCGUUCUGGGCGAAGCCGACUUCCGGAUAA